GGCCACUACAAAGUGCAUGUGGGUCUAAACUUUAAAUACUUUAACCACACUUAACUCUCACCCCUCUCUUUCUAAUUACGUCUUCACACAAAUUCAGGGAUCACUCUCUCUUAUCCCUCUCUCUCUGCAUUUGGAGACUAACACCACAUUCUUUCAAUUAUUUUUCUCUUUCUCUUUCGUGCAUAUUCUCAAACAUAUGGUGCUCGCUCCAUAGCACUACCUCAAACCCAUUGAAAUCCACAUACCCACCAAGAAAAAAUCACGACCCAUUUCCCCAACGUUGAUCUUCUCUUAACCCCUCGAAGCAAAAUCCUUUUUCAUCAUGGCCCUCGAAACUUGGCUCGUCAAGGUUAAAACGGCGUUGUCGCACAGCUUCGACACCGUGCGACCCUCGAACCCAAAGAACCUUCUUCUUAGGAAACCGUCGUUUUCCUCGUCCAAGCCAAAACGCGUUGCCAUCUUGGCCUUCGAGAUCGCCGGCGUGAUGUCAAAGCUCCUCCACCUCUGGCAAUCCCUCUCCGACGCCAACGUCGUUCGUCUGCGAAACGACGCCGUAACCAUAGAAGGCGUGUGGAAGCUCAUCUCAAACGACGAGUCGUUUCUCUUAAACCUCGCCGUGGCCGAGUUCACGGACUCGCUCCGACUCGCCGCGGACUCGGUCUCCCGACUCAGCCAUAAGUGCCACGACUCCACACUCCGAUCCUUCCACCGAGUCUUCACCGAGUUCGCCAACUCGGGCCUCGACCCACACGCGUGGACCCUCACGCGCCCCAAAGAUAUCGAAUCGAAGCACAAGAAAAUGGAACGUUACGUGACACUCACGCAAACGCUGCAUAGAGAAAUGGACGAGCUUUCAGUUCUAGAAAGCGCGUUGAGAAAAGCACUUCACAACGGUGACAACAUCACCGAACCUUGUUCUCACCAGAAAGCCCAUGAUCUUCAACAAAAGAUUUUCUGGCAGAAACAAGAGGUUCAGAACUUAAAAGAACGAUCUUUGUGGAACAAAGGUUUUGAUGGGGUUGUUUUGUUGCUUGUUAGGUUCCUUUUCACUGUGUUAGCAAGGAUUAAGGUUGUCUUUGGGAUUGGACACAGUGUUCCAUGCUUAUCUCGCAGUUUGUCAGCUUCUGCCACCGUUUAUCCCUCUGAUCAUCAAAACCCUACUUCUCAUUCUUGUUCCUUUGUGUCAGGACCAUUAAAAAGAUCAAAACUUGAUGAUAAUAACGAGGAUUCUGGAAGUGGGUUUUUCGAGUCUAAUUGCCAGGUGUUGAAGCCACUUCCAAGUACUUUAGGUGCUUCAGCUUUGGCUUUGCACUAUGCCAAUUUGAUCAUAGUGAUGGAGAAGAUGAUAAAGUCACCCCAAUUGGUUGGAGUUGAAGCCAGGGAUGAUUUGUAUGCCAUGUUACCAAGUAGCAUAAGAUCAUCUUUGAGGUCAAGGUUGAAAGGGGUUGGGUUUUCUGCUUGUGAUCCUUUGUUGGCUGGAGAGUGGAGAGAUGCAUUGGGGAGAAUACUUGGGUGGUUGUCACCUUUGGCUCAUAACAUGAUCAAGUGGCAGAGUGAAAGGAGCUAUGAGCAUCAAAAUUUGGUUCCAAAAACCAAUGUUUUGUUGUUGCAAACUUUGUUCUUUGCAAACAAGGAGAAGACAGAAGCUGCUAUAACGGAGCUGCUCGUUGGUUUGAACUAUGUUUGGAGGUUUGAGAGGGAAAUGACUGCUAAGGCAUUGUUUGAAUGUACCAAGCUUAAUGGGUUGUUAAGUUUGCAAAAGCCCAAAUAAGGAUAUGGGUUUCUUUUAAUUUUUCUUUUGCUUUUUUCUUUUUCUCAUCAUCCUCUUUCUGCUUCCUUAUUAAGGGUUCUACUUUUGUCUCUCUAAAUUUUAUGGUGUUAUAUUUUAGGCAAUUGAAGUAAGUUCAGAUCCUUGAGGUUUGUUUUGCUUCUAACCCGGGUCUGUAAAUGGAAUAUAGAUAUGUAUGUAAAUGGUGUAUGAAUUUUGAUGGGUAAAUCUCCAAGAAAUGCAAUGGCUUUAAUUUCAUGAUUUAAUCUGUCCAUAAUCAUGUGAAAAUAUUCCUAUAGUUCCGUUAUGAUUAAUUUUAUCGUCAUGUGCUAAUUAGUGGGGUUUAAUCAAUUUAUUAUUGUUGGUUUUUGUGGCUGUACCAAUAGUUCAAGAUUUAGCUCUUUGCGGUUCAUGUGGUGAGUAAUAAACUACUAAUUAUAAUCAAUCCUCUAAUAUCUUAAUGGCAUUAAUUUCAUACAUAUAACUAUAAACUAUUCAGAGUGGAGCCCUGCUAUUAUUGAAACGUACACUAAAAUACUGGAAUUAUAGGGGUUAUAUUAAUAAGAACAUGACUUCCUUAGUUGUUAGAGUAAUUAUAUAUAUAUAUAUAUAAAGUGACAACAGAUAUGAUAUAUUUGUAAUUGAGAAUUACUACGAGCAAAGUGAACUGAAUAAAUGGCUUGUUACAAUCAUAUGACUACUACUAAUUAAGUCAAUUGAUCAUUUUAUCAGAAAGGAUAUAAA
Messenger RNA from Abrus precatorius (Indian licorice), 2512 nucleotides. RefSeq lists its product as uncharacterized. The transcript has a single exon. The record is from RefSeq and is a predicted model, not a curated record. Gene Ontology annotation, biological process: positive regulation of growth. The coding region runs from base 323 to 1771 and encodes 482 amino acids. Lineage: Eukaryota; Viridiplantae; Streptophyta; Magnoliopsida; Fabales; Fabaceae.